Nerophis ophidion (straightnose pipefish) is the source of this 2284-nucleotide messenger RNA. Its product is annotated as torsin-1A-like. Gene Ontology annotation, biological process: nuclear membrane organization; protein localization to nucleus. NCBI's taxonomy places the organism in Eukaryota, Metazoa, Chordata, Actinopteri, Syngnathiformes, Syngnathidae. The transcript has 5 exons. Gene Ontology annotation, molecular function: kinesin binding; ATP hydrolysis activity; ATP binding. The coding region runs from base 52 to 1050 and encodes 332 amino acids. The record is from RefSeq and is a predicted model, not a curated record. Gene Ontology annotation, cellular component: nuclear envelope; endoplasmic reticulum lumen; endoplasmic reticulum.
UUGUCCUUUUUUUUAGGCACAGUUUCAUUCUGACUUUGAGUGUCUUCCACGAUGAAGACUGCACAUUUGUGUCUGUUGCUGCUCGUCUUAUCCGCCGUUACUGAACUUGUUGGCGCCUGGGACCCGUUUUCGAUGACAUGGGUGUUUGGCACAGCUUUUAUUAGUACAAUUUCAAAUCUUUUGUACAAAGGCUGUGAAGACAAAUUAGUUGCCUUCGAGUCCUCUGGUCUGGAAGGCAGCCUGCAGACUAAACUGUUCGGGCAACAUAUCGCGUCAAAAAUCAUCCUGAAGACGGUGAGCGGCUUCAUGAACGACAAAAACCCCAAGAAGCCGCUGGUGCUCUCCCUGUACGGUCCUAGCGGCACCGGCAAGAAGUUUGUCAGCACGCUCAUCGCCGAGAACAUCUACAAGGAGGGAAUGAACAGCGACUAUGUUCACAUCUUUUUGUCGACACGACACUUUCCCCACGUCUCUCAGGUGGACACCUACAAGACUCAGCUGCAGCAGUGGAUUAAAGGCAACGUCAGCAGCUGUGCUCAGUCAAUGUUCAUCUUUGACGAAAUGGACCAAAUGCACCGAGGACUAAUUGACAGCAUCGAGCCGUACCUGGACCACUACCACAAGUUGGACGGCAUCUCCUACCGCAAAGCCAUCUUCAUCUUUCUCAGCAACGUUGGAGGCAGCAGCCUCACACAGACUGCUUUAAAGUUCCGAAACGCGGGUAGAAAAUGGGCGGAGAUAAAGCUGAAAGACGUGGAGAAGUCGCUCCUUGAGUCUGCGUUCAACGAUGACAAAAGCGGUCUGUGGCACACAACCCUCAUCGAAAAGAACCUGGUGGACUUCUUCGUCCCCUUCCUGCCGCUGGAGUACAGUCACGUGUUGCAGUGCAUCAUGGCUGCCAUGGAGGCGCAAGGCUUCCAGCCCGACAUCUCCAUCGCCGACAAGUUGGCAAAUGACGUGGUCUACUUCCCCGAAUCUGAGCCUGUCUUCUCUAAAAAAGGCUGCAAGACCUUGGGAAAUAGGCUCCACUUCUACAUGGAAGAAAUCUAACAAACCACAGCAGAAAGGUGGCGUGAGCGAGAAGCUGUCUGAACUUUUGAUGACACUGAAUGAAAGUAGAUGUCCUCCAAAAAUGGUGCAGCUCUUUUCCUACAUCUUUUCCUACAUUUUUAAACAAAUGUCUAUAUAAAAAGUUACAAAUAGGGAUGUAACGGGUUUAAAUGUCACAGUAUGAUAUUAUCACAGUAUUAAAGCCACGGUACGAUAUUAUAGCGGCAUAUUCCACCCCCAAAAAGCUUGGUAAAAACGCCAUAGGAUGUAAAAUGACGUGUCAGGAAUGUUUAGUAAAAUUGAACACAAACAUAAUGCUCAAAUGUCCUAAUCAUAUUUAUUACUACAAAUAUGAUUUUAACUGUAAAUAAUUGUGCUGAAUAUUUACUGUUUCAAGCAAAUAUUUAAAAGAAUAACUUGCAGCUGAUGUCUCUGUCGCCUUGGAAACGCCUGAAUCAAAAGUGGUGCCCUUCGUUUUGCAGACCGCAGACUUUCUUUUUUCCGCCAAAGAGGUUAUGUUUUCACCGUGACAAUGGUUUUUCUUUUAGCAACAUAACUCAAAAAGUUAUGGAUUGAUUUUAAUGAAAACUUCAAGAAAUGUCCCAAAAAAAACCCCCAAUUCUUUCUCUCCCCUUUACGACCUCCCACACUCACGCUACGCAGGGAAUUUGGGGAGAUGUAGUUUAUGCCCAAACUGACCAAUUCGAAAGUGCCAGCAAAAAAACUACACCAACCAAGUUUUUAUUUUAUACCGUAUCAUAUCACCAUAUUAUUGUGAUGAUUUUUAUACUGAAAUACCACGAUAUUUAUAAAACCGUUACACCUCAUUCUUUAAUUACUUGUCAUUUUUAUGUCCACUGACUAAUUAAAAAUGAUGGUUGAUGCAUUUUAUCUGUCAAAUAAUGUGGUUUCCUGCUGCCAAACAUUUGUUUUAUUUACAAAAUGAAAACGUUUGCUGCUUUCCAAGAACAUUUAUUGAUUCUCCUUCAUCUGGCCACUCCAAUACAAUAUAGAACUUCGCAAUGGAAAUAUGUGUUAGUGAAAUUAGGGAAUUCUUAAUUUGUGAAUUAUUAAAAUGAUCCGUACUGUUUUUUUAAAGUGUGUGAAUGACAUCAAAUCGCUCGCGGCUAUCUGAUAAUGAACUGUAAUCGUAAUGAAAAUACAACAAUGAGCUUUUCUUCUUUUACUUACGUGUUUAACUUUAUUUGUAUAAAACAGCUUCCCUCUCUCUGUC